AUGUUUGGUUCAAAGUUGACCGUUAUUCUAUUAUCGAGUAAAUUAAUUUACAUAAUUGGAAUUAUUUUCUAUGUUAGCAUACAAAUAAGCGGUUUUGCUCUACGUAAUGAUGGGUUACUUUUAAAAGAUUUAAAAUUUACAAGACCAUGUCCUGAGAAGAACUACCGAUUUCAUAAUGCUACCGGAAAUUUCAUGUGCGUUGUACCAACAGCAAAGAAAUGCUUUGAAUUAUGUCAACAAUUAGGUUGUAAUGAAUGGUAUUUCAUGAGUUUCGUACCGUCUGGUAGUGAGGAAAUUAAAAAACAUCAUCGUUGUCGAUGUUUCCCUGAAUAUCAUAUGUGUUUUUAUAAUUCCGUGCCAAGAAGAUAUCGUGACUUUGAAUGA
Molecule: messenger RNA, 384 nt
Organism: Schistosoma turkestanicum
Lineage: Eukaryota; Metazoa; Platyhelminthes; Trematoda; Strigeidida; Schistosomatidae
Source: the annotation of a GenBank genome assembly